AUGGGAACCCGUGCAAAUCCCGACGGGGACUCACCCCCGCCGUAUUCCCCAUAUCUUGAUCCCCAACUGGCCGCCGAGUCGGCCAACGUCCACUAUGACGGCCGCAUUGAUGUCAAUCUUGAAUCAAAGCUCGCCAAGCAAAUCGCUCAAAUCGCGAACGAGCAGCCAGAAGACCACCCGCCUGGGCCAGAUUACAGCGCCCAAACCGCCGAGGGAAUCUACUGUGAUGUGAAACUGAACAUAGUGAUCCAGAUCGUGGGCAGCCGUGGCGAUGUACAACCCUUCAUCGCGCUGGGCAACGCCCUUCAAAGUCAUGGCCACCGCGUCCGCAUCGCCACGCACGGAGUCUUCGAGAAAUUUGUCAAAGACUCGUACCUGGAAUUCUUCCCUAUUGGCGGAGAUCCCGCCAAACUCAUGGCCUACAUGGUCAAGAACCCAGGCUUGAUUCCACAGAUUGAAACCUUGCGUGAUGGGGAGAUCAAACAGAAGCAGAUCAUGGUAGCGGAGAUGCUGGAUGGAUGCUGGAAGUCAUGCAUCGAAGAUGAUCCUGAUACCAAGGAGCCCUUUGUGGCAGAUGCUAUCAUUGCGAAUCCGCCUAGUUUUGCUCAUGUUCAUUGUGCGCAGGCGCUGGGUAUCCCCGUUCACCUUAUGUUUACCAUGCCGUGGAGUAGUACCAAGGCAUUUCCACAUCCGUUGGCCAAUCUGAACUCUACCGAUAUGAACCCCAGGACGGCGAAUUGGGUGACAUAUGGUGUGGUGGAAUGGCUUACAUGGCAGGGGUUGGGAGACGUGAUUAAUCGAUUCCGACGUUCGAUCGAUCUUGCAUCUGGGCCGUGUCUGGCUGAAGCGUUGGAGAUUCCUUUCACCUACUGUUGGUCUCCUGCACUGGUUCCAAAACCCCGAGACUGGCCAUCUUAUAUCGACGUGUGUGGCUUCUUCUUCGGAGAACCCUCUUCAUACACCCCGCCUUCUGAUCUGGCGGAAUUUCUGCAAGCAGGACCACCUCCUGUUUAUAUCGGCUUUGGUAGCAUCGUGGUCGAUAAUCCCGAAAAAUUGAUAGAGACGGUGCUUGCAGCAGUAUCAAGAGCUGGAGUACGUGCAAUCGUUUCAAAAGGCUGGAGCGAACUAGCCGGUACAUCGGAUGAAAACAUCUUCUAUAUUGGCGACUGUCCACACGACUGGCUCUUCCAGCACGUCUCCGCCGUGGUGCACCAUGGCGGAGCCGGAACCACAGCCUGCGGUCUCCAGAACGGACGGCCAACGACCAUCGUACCGUUUUUCGGCGAUCAACCCUUUUGGGGCAAUAUGGUAGCCCGAGCCGGCGCAGGUCCUUCCCCGAUUCCCCAUGCCGAAUUAGACCCCGACAUCCUAGCCUCCGCAAUCCAAUUCUGCCUCACCCAAGACGCCGCUGAAGCCGCACGCGAGAUCGCGCUCAAGAUGCAAGUCGAGUCCGGUGUAUCAGCCGCCGUAGAUUCAUUCCACCGCCACCUCCCCAUUGACCGCAUGCGAUGCAGCAUCAUGCCCGACCAAGCAGCAGUAUGGACAUACGGCAUCGGAAAACAGCGAUUGAUCCUCUCAAAAACAGCAGUCAACAUCCUAAUCGAGCACGACAAGAUAGAUGCCCGAAACAUCAAAUGCUACCCCAUCAACCCAAUCAUAAUCGAAAACCGACGCUGGGACCCCCCUAACGGGCGUCCUCUCUGCCGCGGGCGCAACAGGAACAGAAAUGGCCAAAUCGACCGGCGAAAUGCUCUACAACCCGUACAAAGAAUACAAACCGCCGCCAACAAAGCGCGCACCGGCGAAUCCCAGAACCCAUUCGACACCGGCGGACGAAUGGUCGGCGGCACAUUAACAGGCGUAGGAAAAUUCUACGGAAACUACCUCAAGGGUGUUGUUAUUGAUAUCCCCGCAUGCGGCGGCCGAGGGGUUCAGAAGAGCGCCGCAGUUUAUGGGACUGUGCAUGAUUGGAGGUCUGGAGUUAAGGUCGGUGGGAAGAAUUUUGUGGGUGGGAUGGCUGGGGGUGUUGCGGGCUUCUUUACGUCGCCGGUGAAAGGGUUCAUGGAGGAAGGGCCGGAGGGAGCUAUGAAGGGGUUUGCUAGGGGGACGAUGGGGUUGGCGACAAAGAUGCCUUCCGCUGCUAUUGGGUUAACGGCGUAUCCGUUCCAUGGGAUUUCGAAGAGUAUUGAGGCUGCGUUUAGGACGAAGACGCCCAAGGAUAUUGUAGGUGCGAGACUGAGGGAUGGGUAUGCUCAUGCAAGUAGGAUGCAAUUGUCGAAAGACGAGGAGCUGGAGAUUUGUCAGGUGUUUGAUGCGUUGGUGUCGACGAUGAAUGCAUAG
This is a messenger RNA of Penicillium atrosanguineum, 2340 nucleotides long. RefSeq names its product putative sterol glucosyltransferase. Lineage: Eukaryota; Fungi; Ascomycota; Eurotiomycetes; Eurotiales; Aspergillaceae. Gene Ontology annotation, biological process: carbohydrate metabolic process. The record is from RefSeq and is a predicted model, not a curated record. The transcript is spliced from 10 exons. Gene Ontology annotation, molecular function: UDP-glycosyltransferase activity; hexosyltransferase activity. Bases 1 to 2340 code for a protein of 779 amino acids.